GAGUUUACGCCUCACCAAUCAGUGACCCGUAUAGCGACGAAUUGUUCUUGCAAGUUCUCCCUCUUCCUCCAGAACCAUUUCUCAAGGGCAGCAGCAGGAGGCGAGAGGUGCCCUGCCUGUCCCGUCUUCCGCGUAAUCAGGACCGUUGUGUGCGAGUAUUCUUGGUGGGGAGAAAAUCCAAUUUAAUUAUUCCGUAAGAGGGGCAGGGGUAGGAUUAGCAUUCUUUGGCCGAAGUGCAGCAAACCGUGAGCAUGGCAUGUUGUGUUUCGUCGGAGUGUGCAACCGAGAGAUAAACAACAACGUAAAUCAGCCCAAAAAGGCACCAAAAUUCGAUUCCUGCUCUUCGACGAUUUCAGUGCGAAAAUACGUUUAUCAGUGAUUCUAGUGAGUCCCCGAGCCGACGACGACCAGAACAACGACGACAAAGACGAGCCACAGCGUCUGAUCCUGGCCACACAGCAACGCCAACAGCAGCCAACCCAGAAGGCCCAGCCAGCGGAGCGAAGGGAGGUGGUGUGGUGUGUCGGAAUCGAAGAAGAGUUUGGUUCGCUCGUUCGGUUGAAGGCACACACAAGGCUACGCUCCAGCAGCAGGCGUCGAUUGUAAAGGCGUCCAGGACUCAGCACUGGUGGUCGGUCGUCGGAGCCGAGUGGUGUGCAGGAGCAGUGCGAACCGAGUUCUAAUCCGUCACCAACGACCAGCCCACAAGGGCAAAGGACCUCGCGGAGCAGCCUACCAAACGAAAAUGUAUAGUAAAAUGAAUGGAUAUCCUUCGUCAUCCUUUAGAUCCAGCAGUGGCCGUCUGUGGGGAAUGUCACACUCGCUGCCAUCGGGCAUGUCGAACUACGCCAACCACCACAACAACUACCUGCAGGAUGCCGACUUCUCGUCCUACUCACGGCCCCGCCUGUACGGCGACAUGCCGUCGAGCAGUACGUUCGGUGGCGGUAACCUGUCGCACCAUAGCCACCAUAGCCAGCAUCACCAUGGACAGCACCAUCAGCAGCAGCACCACCAUCACCACACGUCCUCCUCUAGUACCAGCUCGCUGACGGGCGCGAACUUUGGACCGGGGUCACCGAAUCACGCCGGCACCAACCUGAUCGUCAACUAUCUACCGCAGGACAUGACGGAGCAGGAGAUGUACUCCAUUUUCUCAAACAUGGGCCCCAUCGAGAGCUGUCGACUGAUGCGAGAUCUAAAGCAGACUGGUUACAGCUACGGGUUUGGGUUUGUCAACUAUCUGACGGAGGAUGCAGCCCAGCGUGCCAUCAAGUGUUUGAAUGGGUUCCCCAUUCGCAACAAGCGGCUGAAGGUAUCAUACGCGCGGCCGCAGAGUGACGACAUUAAGGAAACGAACCUGUACAUAACAAAUCUACCCCGAACGAUCAACGAGGAUCAGCUGGACAUUAUCUUCGGCAAGUACGGUACGAUCGUACAGAAAAACAUUCUGCGUGAUAAGCUCACGGGACAGCCACGCGGUGUAGCCUUCGUAAGGUUUAACAAGCGCGAGGAAGCGCAAGAAGCAAUAUCGGCCCUAAACAAUGUCAUCCCGCAGGGUGGAACCCAGCCGUUGAUAGUGCGCGUCGCGGAGGACCAUGGCCGGGCGAAGGCGGCCCUCUACGUACCCUCGUACAACUCUAUCGUGCACAACAAUAGAGCACUUCCUCCGCGACAGAAUUCGAUGAAGUACAGCGAUCGAUCGAGUGGGCUGCUGCGAUCGCACCAUUCGUUAAUAUUCUACUAACUUCGAUUAGUGCGAGCUAGAUGCUACUAAAAAAAUCGCAAAGAGGCGAAAAUUCGAGUGAGUGACGGAAUUGAGUACGAUGAUGGAAUGCUGGACCUAAUGGCACUAGGAAUACAGGUUGUAAACAGGUUGAUUAGAUACGAAAUAUUAUGAUUACAUGAUAACACAAAACGAGCACGGUUACAGGCUUUCGUACCGCACCGUACCGUAUCGUAGGCUUCACUCACACGGAUCGAGUGAAAAACCGGCGAAGGUCCCGCGCUGUAAUUCGUGGAACAUCUAGAAUAAAACAUAAAUAAACUCUAGCAUACAUCCCGAAACGUUGGAAUCGCAAAAUUUAUACAAACAGCCUGAUGUUCAGUCGUCGUCGCAUUGUGUUGGCUUAAUUUUCGCGUGGAGAUUUGGGACUCUCAUACAACACAACUAGAUGGGGUGUUUAUGGUUUAUUUAGACUAUGUUUAGACGAGGUACGGGGACACUCCUUGUGUACAGCUUUGAAAUGGAUUAUUGUACGAUUGGCGCGAAUCAUGGAACUCCCACCCUGCGUGGGUUGAAACGCGACGCGUACAUAUUUUCUAUGGCUAAUAAGAUGCCACAAUUCAUGCUUUUUAUUAUGUAUAAUUCAUUUGAAAGGUGCACGUAGUGUCAGGGCUACUUGAUCUGAUUAAUUUAUAAUAUUCGUUAACUAUUUUCUAAUGUUAGAAACAUGCCGCUGAGAGAUGUGAGUAAAACACAGGGUUAUCUAACAAAUGUUCAAUCGACAGUGAGGGAAUCGGAAUCAUCGAAUGCAAGAUGAUAAUGAUCGUAUUCAGCUUCGUAGUUGAAGCUUUUGUUUGUUAUGUAACUGUGUACUAUGUUGUGCUGACUAAUCGUUAAUACUAGUGUUAGGUUCGUAGAGAAGAUAAGGGAAGAGCUUUUUGUACAGAAGCUCAGGUUAGUGAAAACAAUAUCGUAUCUUUUAUCGACCGCUCCACGCGUGUACUGUGUUACUGAUGUCUGUUUGUGUAUUUGGAGCCCAGUACGUAGAGGAUUUAAUUUUAAUUACAAACGCUUUUACCAUCUCUGAGAUGCUUGCAACUCCACUCAUUCGAUUUCACAUCCAAAACGGUAUAACCUUUACGCCUUUUCUCUUCGAAUCGUUGCAAAACUGUAGUUUUAUCAAACAAGUCUGCCAAUUUCAAUCUGAAUCUCAAAUGAAAUAAGUGAAACAAAACGUUAAAACCCAAUCGAAAAGUUUGUUAGUAGAAAUAAAAUUUCAAAUCGCAAAACCCGGAACAGAGGUUCUAAAGCUGUAGAGACUUGUAAUUUAACAAAAAAAAAAAAGCGUGACCCGGGGAAGUUCAACAAGCAAACGAAUAGAGAGCGAAUAUUUUGGAGCAAAAAUAAGAAUGAGUUCUAGUAUAGAAGCCAAAGCGUGCAAGGCAUGGUGGGAGGGACGAAUACCUACAUAAUGAGUUACGACAUGACAUGGAGCGUGAAACACACCGAAGGAUCGCAUUUUUCAUACGACCUAACAGAAAACACGGAGAAAGACAUAAACGGCUGUAGGCCAUCGCUUUUCCUAUUCCUUUCAUACCUUCUCCCUUUUUAGAUGAAAGGCAAGUGUUUUAGCAAUCCAAUUGCGUUCGUUCAAUUCUUCGUCGAAACAGAACAAAAAAAAACAAGAAAAAAACUAAUCAACUUCUAAAAAAUUAAAACAAACGAAUGGCGAAAGGGUAGCUUAAAGUAAGGAAAACUGAAUAAAAAAUCAACUCGUGAUACAGUGUAACUACGAUGCGAUGGACGUAAACUACUAGCAUCCACGAACGUACGCUGCGCUGGUACAUAGCGGUCGUGGUAACGAGACGAUUGUGUGGGCAUUCUAAAGGAAGCGUUUCAGCAGCAUAAUCGGCGAUAGCAUAGCAGGCACACGCAGUGUUGUGCCCAGGAAUCCCGUACUUACCUUCUCUGUCCAUACCUCAUUGUAGUUCGUUACAAGCAUAAGGCGCGUGUCCUCUUCCUGCAGGCAUCUUACAGCGAAUACUAGCAAAAAUCAAAUUCUUCCGCGAUUAGUGAAGUGAAACUAGCCAAUAGAAGUCAAAAAAAAAACUUGGGAAAUUUUCA
Anopheles darlingi is the source of this 3850-nucleotide messenger RNA. Its product is annotated as sex-lethal homolog. Gene Ontology annotation, cellular component: cytosol; ribonucleoprotein complex; nucleus. Bases 746 to 1747 code for a protein of 333 amino acids. NCBI's taxonomy places the organism in Eukaryota, Metazoa, Arthropoda, Insecta, Diptera, Culicidae. Gene Ontology annotation, molecular function: poly(U) RNA binding; mRNA 3'-UTR binding; poly(A) binding. The record is from RefSeq and is a predicted model, not a curated record. The transcript is spliced from 7 exons.